UGAAGAAACUAAGUCAUGAACGGGCCGCAGAAUAUCGAGCUCGGUGCCACGGGGGGAGCCUCCAAAAAAGACAGCAGCAACAUGGACGACAUGACUGUGGAGCAGAUGACCAUAAGGGCCAACCAAGUGACCGAUGAGUCACUGGAGAGCACGCGGAGGAUGCUGCAGAUGGCAGAGGAGAGCAAACAGACCGGCGUCAACACAAUGGUGAUGUUGGACCAGCAAGGAGAGCAGCUGAAGCGUGUAGACGAAGGCAUGGACCAGAUCAACAAGGACAUGAGACAGGCUGAGAAAAACCUGACCGACCUCUCCAAGUGCUGCGGCCUCUGCGUCUGCCCCUGUGACAGAGUGUCAUCAAUCGAGCAUGACUCCCGAUACAAGCGCACCUGGGGGAUCAGAGGAGCCGAUGGCGAAGGUGACGUUGACGCCAAUGGCGGCAAAGUUGUCUCAAGGCAGCCGUCGGCCGUCCGCAACGGGCAGACUAAUCAGAUGAACUCCUCGGCGCCAUCGGGCCCGUACAUCAAGAGGAUAACCAACGAUGCACGUGAGGACGAGAUGGAGGAGAACCUGGAUGCAGUCGGCGGGAUUAUUGGCAACCUGAAAAAUAUGGCCACGGAUAUGGGCAACGAGAUAGACAAACAGAACAAACAGAUUGACAACAUCAAUUCCAAGGCGGACAUGAACAAAAUGCGGAUUGAAGAAGCGAACCAGAGAGCCAACAAACUCCUCAAAUAGACGAGAACCUGCUUCCAACACUUUUACCAACCAACCUUGAGCGUCUGUCGCCGCUUACACACCGCAUACCAGUACACAAACUCACACUCUUCUACACAAACCGAUAACAUCCUCACAGAGAAUAUUUUUUUCAGCAGUUUGGUAGCCUUGACUGCACUAAAAAGUGAGUACACAUUCAUACAUUUGUACAUAUUGUAGUUUCAGAACUCUUUAUCAGGAAUAAUCAUAAUCAUGGUGGACUUUGAAAAAAGGAGCUUGGGCAUCACAAACCUCACCUAAGAGGAAGUGUGUGACUGCCUUUCACUGCCGUUUGAUAGCUGACACAACCGGCCUGAUGCGUCAUAUCUCAAUUUUCAUAGAAAAGGAAGUAGCUGCUUCUCUUUCUUAGUUAUUCCCCUUUUUUUUAUUGAACUUUCUCUGAAGUCAACACGUAUAAAUUAUCCAUCCAUCCAAACCCCUACAGACAAACUUUCUUAUAGCAGUAAUUUAUGAAUCCCCCUUUUUGGUCCUAUCUUCAUUCAUCAUUCGUUUGAUCAUAAAGCCAUGUAUCUAAAGUCUACAACAAAUCUAUUUUCUUAAAUUCGUACUGCUUAAAUAUGUGAUUGUACAAUUUGUGUUAUUUGAGAUGACAUGCCUAUUUAAUUAUUCCCUCUUAAAAGCAGAAAUGACUUGUGAAUAAAGUUGUUUUUUUAACACUUUGUUCUCAUGUCAUUUGUGCGCGUUCAGAAAGCUGUUUCAUAGCUUCUCAAAAGUUGUGCUUUGGAGUGAGUCACACUGAAUUCUUUCAUGCUGGAAUUCAAAGCACCUACCCCCGAGUGAAUGAAGCAGUGUAAUGUUAUUUUUUUAAUUUUCUUACUGCUGAGAAGUCAAGGUUGUUGUUAAUAGUUGCGAGGAAAAACUGUAAAGGUGCUGACCUGAUGUUAGAAAAUUAAUAUAUACCAAUCACUUGUAAAGGAAGGUCAGUACGCAAUCAGGAGGAAUGUUCAUCAUUACCUCCUCCAAGGCUUUUAGUUGACAUUAAAACAACUGAACAUUAAAACGUAACAGCGGGUGAGUGACGGUGGAUGUUUCAUCAGUGGAUCAUGUGAUCAGAUUCAGUCUCUGGAGGAGAGAUUCUGUAAAUACUGAAACACACUGUAGCUGUUUAUUAACUGCCUUUAGUCACUCUGUUAAUCUAAUCUCAUUCUUCUUUCUCCAUUACCUCUUGGUUAAUAGAGAUUUAUGGCACCACAGAGGAGAUUUGACAGCCUGCACAGGGCUCCUAUAAAAGUCUGCGAAUGUGCAGAGAAUUAACUUCCUCAAGUUCGAUACCUGAAGUCUGUAAAAAGUGAGCAAGCUUCUGAAACACAGGGAUGUACAUUGUUAGUUCUAUCUUCUCAUAUUCACUCACUAGGUCUUUGUCAUCAGAGCGUUUGUUGCAGUGUUGUUGAAAUCAACCUGGAAUCUUAGAAAUGAAAGAUAUCAGCCUGGAAAGUUUAGUAGCGUAGCCAUGCAGGAACUCUGUCACUGCCUUAUGGAUGAUCCAUGGUUGUGUUGUAACAGCCGGUGUAUCCCAAACAACUACGGUGUAUUUGCAUCUGUUUUUAAAGUAGCAGCUUUCACAGCGGAGCUUCCUUAAAAUGAUAAAUCUCAUCAUGGAGAGCAUAAUUUUGUUUUUGUGGACGCUGAAGCCAGGCUGAGAAAUGACUGCUGGCAGCGUGAUGCAUAAGUCUACAUGUAAAUGAAAGAUGUUUUUAGGAGGUAAACGCAGAAGCAGAAUAAGUCCUGGCGGGCUGUUAAGGCGUCGCUGCGGAAAAUUGGCUAAUGAUGAAGCGACACAGAACGCUGAAAGUAUCUCUCGUAUGAAUCUUCUGCUUUAUUUGUUUUGAAGACAAAUGAUAAUUGUGUGCUCGGCUCCGGCGUGCACCUAUUGAGUUUGUAAAGAUUGUAAUGGACUGUUAUUCAGAGCUCUGUUCUGCUAUAACUGAUCAUCCCGGGUCUGCUGCUUGUCAGCUGAGAUCUAAUUAGUCCAGCCUCAGGCAGCCUCACUGUCUUCAGGCUGUUUAUUCAUUGUUGUACCAACAGCCACUGGAAUGUGAAUGCAACAGUUUUAUAAUGUUCAUGCAGCUUCACCUUUUCUGGAAUCAGCUCUAAAGUGGAAAACUGUUCAAGUAUGUAAAAAUGCCUUUUUCCACACCUGCCUUUGUAUAAUUGUUUUUAAUCAAUAAAUCUAUUCUAAAAUUA
Notolabrus celidotus (New Zealand spotty) is the source of this 2958-nucleotide messenger RNA. Its product is annotated as synaptosomal-associated protein 23-like. Gene Ontology annotation, molecular function: SNAP receptor activity; syntaxin binding. The record is from RefSeq and is a predicted model, not a curated record. The transcript has 8 exons. Gene Ontology annotation, biological process: exocytosis; synaptic vesicle fusion to presynaptic active zone membrane; synaptic vesicle priming. Bases 16 to 735 code for a protein of 239 amino acids. Lineage: Eukaryota; Metazoa; Chordata; Actinopteri; Labriformes; Labridae. Gene Ontology annotation, cellular component: plasma membrane; SNARE complex.